AUCCUGACGAUCCUGACGUCAAGCCAAGGAAUGAACAACCAAUCCACUUUCCAAUCCCAGAUUGACUCACGCACCCUAGCGUUCCCAUCCUCAACUACCAGCCAUACCGUCCUACUAGUUGGACUCGGUCGACUCGCUUCAUCAACGGCGCUAAGCCUCUUCACCAGCCGCAUGUCAUCUUGAGCCCGUUGGGUAAACCUUCGCCAUCAUGGAAGUGGAAGUGGACUUCGCGCCCAAGGCCGUAUUUUUGGCGGGCGAGCGGCUCACCUGCACCAUUCACUUCCGCGUCCCACCGCGCUCGCGCUCACCCUCGCCCUCGCCCACGGAGUUCCUGGCCUGGUCCAGUGUCCAACUCCAAUGCGAGGUGGUCAUGGAAUCCAAUGCGAGCGUGGGCGAGGUGGUCAAAAUCCAACAGAACGGCCGAACCUCGCUCCGACCUUCGGAUUGGAGCGAGGGUCGGCAAAUCGUGUCCUCCAAGCCCAAGGUGCUCUUUUGCGAGCUCAGCCUUCAGGCGGGUCAAGCCCAGAGCUUCGCCUAUUCGGAUCGCAUCCCGUCCGAAGCGCCGCCCACUUACCGGGGGCGGAAUAUUAAAUUCGCCUACCACCUCUUGAUUGGCACGCAGCGCCCUAACGCGCCCGUUCAAUUGGUGAAGGUGCCGGUGCGCGUACUCGCCUCGCCUUACCCCGUGGUAGCGCCUGAAGAGCCGCCCCCGCCGCGACCUUCAGUCGGCUUGAGCUCGGCCUUGGCCGCGCUCCAAAGCCCGGAUCCGGGUCAGAAUCCGUUUCUGAUCGCGCCCGACGCCACGCCAUCGGAAGACAGCGAGGCCAACCAGGUGCGCAAGAGCAUGAUGAGUCAGUCCCAUCAUCAUUUCCACCGGAAGCUCACUUACUACAAUAUUUCCAACUCUCAAGGGCGCAUCGCUGAGCUCUGCUUGGUCAAGCGGGACUUCAAGCUGGGCGAGGAGAUUGUGGGCGUGUUCAAUUUCGCGGUGGGUCACGUGGCUUGUUUACAGUAUUCGGCUCGGUUGCUUUGUCAAGAGGAGAUCUUGGGCGCGCCGGAUCGGGUGGAUUUCACCCGCACUUCCGACAUUCCUCACGGGCGAUAUCAUGAGUUCUGUUUGGGCUUCUCCGAAUGCGGCUUGUCCCUGGAGGUCCCGUUGAACGCCACGCCCACUUUCAACUCGAAUGUGUGCAACAUCUCGUGGCGAAUUCACUUUGAAUUCGUCCUGUCCAUGGACGAGAGUGUGACGCGUGCCCCCGAUCGAGAAUUGGUCGAAUGGAACGGCCCGCAAAAGGUCAAUGUCCAGACUUUGGCCUGGGAUCUGCCCAUUGUGAUCCAUCCAUCCGAAGCUUUGCACGUGGAGCUCGCCUUGCGGCAUAAGAAGAAGCAUAAGUUCAAUCUCGAGCCAUAAGAACCCGGUCACAAAACGAAGAUAUAUAUAUAUAUACACAUACAUACAUAUAUUUACACAUCUCCCUGACGAUGAUCCUGAUGAUGAUGCACUUUGUUGUCUAAUAAUACCCCGUUUCGAGUGGUUGAUGAUAUUCACCGUUCUGGUAUCCGAUAAGCCGUUGCAAUAUUUAUAUACAAACAAUACGCAUUUUUAUUGCCCGUUUAGUUCAUCUUCGACCCACCAGAAUAUACAUAAAUUUACUGAA
Messenger RNA from Tigriopus californicus, 1658 nucleotides. Its product is annotated as RAB6A-GEF complex partner protein 2-like. Gene Ontology annotation, cellular component: Golgi membrane; Ric1-Rgp1 guanyl-nucleotide exchange factor complex. Lineage: Eukaryota; Metazoa; Arthropoda; Copepoda; Harpacticoida; Harpacticidae. The record is from RefSeq and is a predicted model, not a curated record. Gene Ontology annotation, biological process: retrograde transport, endosome to Golgi. The transcript has a single exon. Bases 209 to 1411 code for a protein of 400 amino acids.